UAAAUAAAAUAAGGCCUUUUUUUUCUUGCCCCUCUUGUUCUUUUAACAGAGAUAUACUUUUGGGCUGGACCGAGCCCAAAGAAUUUAUCAGAGAUCCCCCCCUCUACUGCAUAUGUCGCUAGGCCCACGCCAGCUGUAUUAGAACAGGACGCUUGUGUCACCAUGUCCACGUGCUUAUGCUUCACUUUAAUAACGUUAAACAACUGACUUUAUCUGUGUAGGGUUUUUUUGACCAGUGGUCUUUGUCCACCGAACUCUCUUCUUCUUCGGCGACCACCAUUAUUUUUUAUUCACACCAGAUUAGAAUAAAAAAAAGUAAGACCAUUAUGCUUAUCCUUACCUCUUUUGGAACUCCACUCCCAUCCAUAUUGAUUUUCAAUGGUUUUGAACAUCUUCUCUAUCCAAAAUUGCAGUAGGAAGCCUACUGCUCUUAUCCAAGUUGAGUUUUCUUGAUGAUUGCAGCAAUCAGCUGUCGGUGACCACCAUUCAAGAUGAAGUUUCAAUUGUUUCCACGCCCAAACUCCCUGGAGAAUAUGCUUUUCCAUGUGUUUAUUUGGGAACUCAAACAAGAAAGAGAAACCCCCAUCUCGUAUACAUUGAUUUCAAAAGCAUUCUUCCACGUACUCACAACCCAUUUUCUAAUAUCUGUGAGUGUUGGUUUCUCCUUCUCAUCUACAUUGAAGCUCCCCACAAUGCAUCUUCCAAGCAGUCCAUUUUCUAGAUUCACAUCAUCCUCAUAAAUAGAGAUGAAGCCUUUGCUGUUGCUGAUAUGAGAUUUUGUUAUCUCUGUUUGCCAUUUAUUAGCCAUGACUGAAUCUGCAUAGAGAAUCUUUGGAUCUACCUUCCUUUCGAUGUUUGUAAUAAUUGCUCCUUUAUGACUUUCGAUGAAGUUAUCAAUCUUAAAUGCUAGAUCUUUCCAUCCCACUUGAAUGAAAAUUCUGGAAUAAUAAUGAUAGAUUUGUUCCCCACUUGUACUGACACGAUGCUAAUAAUCCUUCCAAACUUGUUAUGUUUUCUGGGGAAAUUUAAUUAUAGGUCACUCUCAAGUUUUUUUUUUUUAGGGGAGGUGACUCAAGUUUUAAUUAUUGAGUGGAGGUGAUAUUUUUUUAUUAGUGAUUAGGAAGUUUUAACCUUGCCCAAAAGUUUUCAUUUUGACACUUUGACCUUUAACUUUAUUUUUAACACUUUGCCCUCAAGCUUUAUUUUUAACACUUUGACUCAGCCAAUAUAAACCCUAAAAUACCAAAAUGGGUCCAGAAAAAAAAAAAGGCGCCAAUAGCCGCACCCGUUUUUGCUCUUUUCCUUCCACUGUUCUUCUUCUCCUUCCUCGGUUUGUUCUUCUUCCUUCUUUCUCUUCUUCUUUUCCAUCCGCCUGUUCUCAUUCUUUUUCUCCCUCCAUUCUUCUUCCUCAUCUUCCAUUGUUGCUUCCCCUGCUUCUUUUUCAUCCAUUUCUGUGCCAUUUUGAAGAAUCUGCUCAACAAAAGAAAAAACUAAACCACCAGAUUUGUAACUUUUUUGGCUGGAUUUUGUUAGUGUCUACAUGGGAAUUACUUCAUAAGUAUUGCUGCUUCCCCUGCUUCUUCUUCUUCCCUUGGUGCGGCAUUUUGAAGAAUUUGCUCAUCAAAGAAAAAAAUGAAACCAGCAGAUUUUGCAAAUUUUUGGUUGGGCAUUACUUCAGAAGUAAUUUCCGCUCAUUUGGUAGCAUUAAUGGGGAACUCAAUAACAAUAGGUGUUGAUUGCCAUGGCGAAUGGAUCGAAAAGAACAAUCGAUAUAUUUGGCGAUGGAAGGGUAGUCACAUGUUAGAGACGAUAGCGAUGAGUGUCCAAAGAGAUGUUGUGUUUGAUGAUUUUGUGAACUUAAUCAUCACCUAUUGUGAAUUAACUUGUGAACCGAAAGAUCUUGCCAUCACUUACAUGCAUAGCUCUUUUGAAAACCAUAGGGUCUUGCCUUUUAAGAUAACCGAUCAGGAUCAUUUGUGUACUUAUUUAAAUGAUGUAGCUAGGCCCAUUUUAAGGGUAUACGUGGUUGGAAGCCCUGUAGAGAACCAUAAUUUAGGUCAACACCAACAAGAUGUGUUAAAUGAUAAAUUGGAUGGGGUGGAUAUGUAUAUGGAUAUUCCAGAUAAUGAAAUUGGGGGUGAGCCGAUUCCUACACCCGAAGUUGCGAGCAAUACACCGUGUUCUACAUAAUCUUCACAGUGCAGCCAUGUUCAAGAUGAUGAAACAGGCUUUUAUAAAGGAAUGUCAUUCAAGAAUAAAGAACAAAUAGCAACUAUGUUGAAACUUGCUUGCGUGAAAAAAGAUUUUACACUCAAGAAGGUGAUUAAUUCGCGCACUGUGUAUUACUUUAGAUGUGUACAUCCGGAGUGCAAGUGGUGGAUGAAGGCUAUGAAGCUUUUAUGUUCUGACAGAUUUUGUAUUACAACCUACGUAAAGUAUCACACAUGUGGUUCUGAGCAUAUUACUAGCCAUAAUCCACACGCCACAGCGAAAGUCAUUGGUGAAUACUUCAAAGAUAGGUUUCCCGAGGGUAAAGGCCCAUCUACAAAAGAUAUGAGCCAAUCAUUCCGCACAGAAUUGGGUUGUAAGGUAAGUUAUUGGAAGGUCUGGAAGGGCAUGGAGAUUGCAAAAUCUUUGACAAGGGGGACACAUGAGCACGGGUAUGCAGUGCUUGAUGCGUACCGUUAUAUGCUUCGUUCUGCAAAUCCAGGAAGUAAGACGGCAUUGAAGGUUGAUGCUAAUGGGAAGUUCAAGUACUUUUUUGUAGCCUACAAGGCUUGGAUGCUUGGUUUUGCGCAAAUGAGAAAAGUCAUAGCUGUCGAUAGGACAUUCUUGAAGAGUAAGUACGAAGGAGUGUUGUUCUCAGCCGUGGUGCAAGAUACGGAGAAUCAUGUUUUUCCUGUGGCAUUUUGUGUAGUGGACAAGGAGUGUGAUGCCUCAUACAAAUAUUUUUUUGAACAAAUGAGAAGCUUUGUAGAUGAUACCAAAGAGUUGUGCAUAAUUUCUGAUAGGCAUCCAAGUAUUAAAAAGGCAAUUUCAAUUGUCUUCUCUUUAUCUCAUUAUGGUUGUUGCAUGAAGCACUUUGGGGAAAAUCUCCGAACCACCUUUCACAAUACGAAGGCCGUAUCUCAGUUUUAUAAAGCUGCAAAAUCGUACAAUAUAGAUGAGUUCAAUGGCCAUUUCAAUCAAAUCAGAGAUACCGUCCCUGGAUCCGCCGAACAUGUUGAACGUGUUGGAUUCCACAGAUGGAGUAGGGUAUUCUUCCCCGAAAAUAGGUAUAAUCUUAUGACGUCAAACAUUGCUGAGUCGGUGAAUUCAAUGUUCAAUGUUGAAAGAGAAUUUCCCAUUACUGCUUUAUUUGAUGCCAUAAACAGGAGAUUUUGCAGAAAAAUUUCAUGAGAGACGUAUGGAGUUCAUCGACUCACCAAACAUCUUUGUUCCUUCAGUUGAAAAAAUAAUUUCAAAAUUUGUCAACUUGGGGAACAAGUUAUUAGCCCAUCCAAUAGCCAACUACAAUUUCAGCGUCAUCGGUCACGGUGCAGCUGCGACAGUCGAUCUGCAAAGUAGAUCUUGUACUUGUAGAGUUUUUGACCUGGACAAAAUACCUUGUUCACAUGCAAUGGCAGCGCUACGUGUCCAAUAUGGUGACGACUUUGUAAGGCGGAUUUAUGACUACUCAUCUCCAUAUUAUAAGGUGGAGAAUUACAUAAUUGCAUAUUGUGAGGAAAUUUGUCCUGUGCCUUCUGAAGAAUCUUGGGAAGUUAUAUGUUGGUGUUUUUUCAACUAAGUUAUGUGUUACAACUUGUGUUUUAUCCAACAAGAGUAAGGAUUUGUUCAAUAACUUAAUCACUUGUUGCACAGAUAUUACAAUUGUUGCAACAGAUUCUACAUGUGCUGCAACAGAUAUUGUGCUUGCUGCAACGGAUACUACAGCCGCUGCAACAGAUACUACAGUUGUUGCAACAGAUUCCUCACGUGCUGCAGCAGAUACUACACUUGUUGCAACAGAUACUACUUGGUUCACCCAUAUUUAGUGAUCAACUACUCGAUUCACCCAUAUUUAGUGAUAAACAAAGGAAAUCAACCAUAUUUAGUGAUCAAUGUAUAAUACUUAAUCAAUUUGAUGUAUUUUGAGUUAGCAAAGAGGAUCUCCUAAGUCAGCAUGCACUAAAUAGAGCGAUCAUUAGAGUGAAUUGGUGUGAACUACUCGAUUCACCCAUAUUUAGUGA
Messenger RNA from Lycium barbarum (goji berry), 4229 nucleotides. RefSeq lists its product as uncharacterized. Bases 2242 to 3399 code for a protein of 385 amino acids. NCBI's taxonomy places the organism in Eukaryota, Viridiplantae, Streptophyta, Magnoliopsida, Solanales, Solanaceae. The transcript is spliced from 3 exons. The record is from RefSeq and is a predicted model, not a curated record.